AUGAACCCCGAAGCAGCACUUGCGUUGGUGCAGCGCGAACGAGACAUUUUCGAGACGGCGAAUGAACGGAAGGGGCAACCACGUCCAUCAAACCUGCCGACCCGCACGGAGCUCCUGCAAUCAUUCCAAGCGGCUGGAAAAGCCAACGAGCAGGACGGCCUGCAGGAACCAUAUCGAAUCAUCGUCGGCCACAUCUAUCCGCCGUCCACCAGGCCGCUCGCGGAACUCGAAGACAUCGCCAUCGGCGACCUGUGUUUGGAGACUGUGCACCAUGGCAGACGACUCGUGUUACGCACUAUUGGCCACCCCAAGAUUGAGGACGGGGUAAUCAACGUUGUCGAGGACGCCCACGGAAAUGUCGAUCGUUUGGUGGUAUAUCAUUGCGGCCAAGACAUUCUGCGGAAAGAUGGACUGGUGGCAGUGAAGGACCCGUACUACAAGAUCGCCGUUGAUGGUGGCUGUGUGAUUCGUGUUGAUCACCCGGGUAACAUCAUCGUCCUACAUGAAGGCCACGAGAUCGUGCCAAAGACCCUACGAGAGGCAGAGCUCGAUUCCUUGUCUGUCGAUGGCGCAAACAUGUAUAAGGAGAGAGGCAACAAAUCAUACCAAAAGACAGAUUACAGCCAGGCAGUUCGAUUCUACAGCAGAGGGCUUGAGAUAUGUGACGCCGCGGCCACUGUCAAGUACGACCUCCGUCGCAACCGCGCCAUGGCCAACAUGUAUCUUGGGCGGCACGAGGCAGCGCUGGAGGACGCCAAAGCAGCUGUGAUUUCCACCAAAGAUCUCAACGAGAAGUCGAAGAAGUUGAAUGGAAAGGCUUACUACCGAGCCGGUUGUGCAGCAUACCAGCUCGAGCGAUUCGCAUCAGCUGCGUCCUUCUUCGAAAACGUCCUGGAACUCGAUCCCAAGGACACAGAAGCGCAAUCUCAGCUCCGCCGUACGAAGGCUCGUCUCGACGAACAGGCCAGUGGGCAGUACAAUCUCGAGCUCAUAACGAAAAAGCUGCGCAAGGAUCCCAAGCUGCGAAUUCUGGACCACGCAAGUUUCACUUCCAAAGUCGAGAUCAAAGAUGCGAGUGAGAAAGGCCGCGGACUUUUCGCGACUUGUGAUUUGGAAGCGGGAGAACUGGUCAUGUGUGAAAAGGCGUUCUGCGUGGCUGGCUUAGAGGAGAAAGCUGAGGAGAGCAGGGUCAUCAACCUACUGGACAGCACGAUGUCAAUUGGCACGCAUGCAUUGCGACUCGUCAAGGUUCUACAGAAACUGCUGUACAGUCCCAAGCAAGCAGCUCGUUUCCUUGAGCUAUGCGAUGGUGACUACCAACCAAGGCCGUCCCCCGCUCUUGUCGACGGCGUGGUCCCCGUCGAUACCUUUCAGGUGAUCAGCGUAUUGAAGGCAAAUGGCUUCUCCUGUCCCUCAUCGGCAUCUUCUAUCACAAUGGACGAAGAGGAUGAGGGCAGCAAAUGCACAGGAGUUUGGCUCAUUAGUUCCGCCAUCAACCACGACUGCAUCGGAAACGUCAGCCGCACUUUUCUCGGCGACAUGCUCUUGCUGCGAGCCAACAGACGCAUCUCUGCUGGCGAAGAACUCACUAUGCGAUACAUCAAUCCCGAGAACACAAUUGAGCAGUUCCAUGAGCAGCUGAGAAGAAGCUGGAACUUUUCCUGCACAUGUCGACUUUGCACAGCCGAGGUCAACACGCCGCCGUAUCAACGAAGCAUACGCGCUUCGCUCCUUGAGCAAGUGAUUGAGCUCCAGAAUGAGAAUCUCGUUCUGGAAUGGAGCCCUCCAUCUAUGGAAAUCAUCAACCAGGUCGAGAAACUUUGCAAGGGAAUUGAGCGCACAUACAACGACUCUCUCUUCAAAGCUUUGCCUAGAAGUAUGCUGCACGUGGUCCAUCUUUGGCUGUGUAUGGCGUACGCUACUCAGAGCAUGGGUGAUGCAAUGCUCGACGCCGCUAGGCUCGUACUUCGAGAUUUGGGUUUUGGCAUCUCUGAACACAAUGGCACCCUGUCCGUUGACAAGUCAAACGCUAGACUCGAUGCUUCGGGUAUACAUGCAGCCAUGUAUGCCGCACAGAUCGAGGAAGCGAAAGGCCGGGGUGGUAUUGCGCGUCAAUACGAGGAGCUCGCAAAGGAGCUGUACCUGCUCUUCGCAGGAUCGAUGUUCGGCUUCGCGGGGCUUUUCCCAUCGGUGUUCUAG
Cercospora beticola is the source of this 2199-nucleotide messenger RNA. RefSeq lists its product as uncharacterized. Gene Ontology annotation, molecular function: protein binding. The record is from RefSeq and is a predicted model, not a curated record. Lineage: Eukaryota; Fungi; Ascomycota; Dothideomycetes; Mycosphaerellales; Mycosphaerellaceae.